UACCAAAAACAUGUCGAAAAAUAAAGCGCGGUAAAUUCUGGUCGUUAUAUUAGGGUGCAAUACACAUCCGACAUAUAAUUUGAAAGGUUUUUAGCAUUAUCGUCGAAGAAAUCGAUGGACAAUGAAUUAUGGUUUACUGGUGAAUAUUACAGCGGUCAGAUUAAAUGAAGGAAACCACAGUUGUUUAUCGAAUUAUUCCGAUGUACGAUACACAUUGUCAGUGGAAACCUGAAGGAUGAUGGAUUUGAUAUCGAGACACGUGUUGAAGGUUUAUAAAUCAAACAUAUUCGAUCGAUUGGGAGCGGAAAAGGGAGAAGUAAAGAUCAUCCAUCAGUUCUAAUUACUUAUAAUAAGAAUCUUUGUCGUUUCGACCGAAGGCUAUAGUCCGAUGAUUUCUUGCUCCUAUAUUGAACAACAACUACAUUGUUUUAUCAGAAAUCCGCAUCACAUGACAACAUAACGUUUUGCACAGAUAAAUAAAUUCAACUUUCGCGUAAAAUUCGAUAUUGACGAUAGCGUUAAUUAUCGUUUGAUCGUCAGAGCAGUGAGGCCGCGGGGUGACGGAUUAUUAACUUUUGUGAUGAAAGUUAUUUUUUUCCCUCAUUUGGAUACAUUUACCUGCAGAAAGUUAUACCAGCAUAAAACAGCCAUGGUGAGGCGAGAGGCCACGCUGCUAAUUCUAUUGGUCACAAUACUGAGGCACAGUACUACACAUGCCGCCCAAAUACCUGCCCUACCGACCACAACCGUGGCGGUCGCAAGCACGGUGCAGAUCGAAUGCGCGAGCGAAUCAAUCAUCGUGCAUAUUUCGACGGAGGGUAACUCCGCGUUUCACGGUCUUGUAUAUCCACGAGGCCUUUCGAAGAACAGCUCGUGCCUACAGGAAUACAGGAGUCAGCCGGCCCCCAUUACCUACACCCUACCCCUUAGGUCGUGCAACACUAUGCCGACCGAGCUGGAUGACGGUGGAAUUGAAUAUUUCAACACAAUAGUUGUCCAGCCUCAUCUCAAAUUAGUCACAAAUCAAGGGAGAGGAUUUCACGUGAGAUGCCGAUAUCAAACUAGGGAUAAAAUUGUUACAAAUGACAACACGCACGUCGCGAUGUUACAGUCGCUUCCGCUUCAGGCAACUGCACCGAUGCCUGGCUGCACGAUGAAAAUUUUCAGUGGAGAUCCGACGCAGCACCAGGUUGCAGAAAAUGUGAAGAUUGGCGACCCGUUGACUCUGGUUAUCAGCAUUGACACUCAGGAGACGUAUGGCCUGAGGAUUUCAGAUUGCCUCGUUCGGGAUGGCUUUGGCUGGGGUGAACAGCGCCUGAUAAAUGACGAAGGCUGUCCAGUGGAUAAGGAAAUAAUGGAUCAGUUUACCUACAGCGAGGACAAGACUAAGGCAGAAGUAAACUUCCAGGCUCACAAAUUUCCAUACAUCGCCAGCGUUUAUUACCAGUGCAACGUUCAGCUCUGCGUGAAAUUAGAAGGCGGAUGUGAGAAUACGCCACCAUCGUGCAACAGCAAAGGAAGACGGCGCAGGGAUUUGCCAAGCGAUAAGUCAAAGGGCGAUAUUAAUACGGUGGAAGGCUUACCUGACAGUGGAACACCAGCUACGAUCGAAGUCUUCAGUGGACUUUAUGUGAACGAAGCUUCAGACACCACUUCAAAGUCGGAUUACUUCAAUGAAGUCUCUAAAGAAAGGACUAUAGAUGAUCCGAAUAGCAUAUGCAUAUCACAGAGGAGCUUCGCAAUUGGCAUAGCGAUAGCUGGAUUGAUCCUGAUGUUGGCGGUGGUUGCUGCGAUUCUGGUUCUCUUGGCAAGGCGGCGGCACAAGAGCAUUUCAACAACAGGAUCAUCAAUCUAUAGUGGCCCUUACACAAACACUGCCUACAGUCAUAGCAGUUAAACUUUUGUAAUUGUACUGGAUAUUACACAUAUCGAGUCGGCAGUAUUUUUUGUUUGUUUUGAAUAUUAUGUCUUUGGGGAGAAAUCAAAGUUCAAAAAGUUACUAUAUGUACAUAUAGCAAUGGAUUUAAGAAAG
Diprion similis is the source of this 2032-nucleotide messenger RNA. It is a transcript of the gene pio, whose product is annotated as cuticlin-4-like. The transcript has 9 exons. The record is from RefSeq and is a predicted model, not a curated record. Bases 581 to 1897 code for a protein of 438 amino acids. NCBI's taxonomy places the organism in Eukaryota, Metazoa, Arthropoda, Insecta, Hymenoptera, Diprionidae.